ACCUCAAGGAUGGCAAAUACAUAUGGGCUCUCUGAUUUGGAUCUUUUGGACCUAGAUCUAGACGCUAAUUACGCUAAUUACUACGGCACUUUCAACCCUAACAGCGUAGCAGCAAAAGCACCCUGCGGAAUCGAUGUUAUGCCCCCUGUGUUCAAGUACCUAGUGGCAUUCAUCUAUGGCUUCACAUGCCUUCUGAGCCUGGUGGGAAACUCCCUGGUGGUUCUGGUGAUUGCCUACAACAAAGGAAACCGUUCUGCCACAGAUGUGUAUCUUCUGAACCUCGCCAUUGCUGAUCUCCUCUUUGCACUCACCUUGCCUUUCUGGGCUGCAGAUAGAGCGCAUGAAUGGAUCUUUGGCACUCCGAUGUGCAAAAUCCUGUCACUCCUGAAGGAAGUCAACUUCUACAGUGGCAUCCUCCUGCUGGCCUGUAUCAGCAUGGAUCGCUACCUGGCAAUAGUUCAUGCUACUCGGGCAGUCACUCAGAAGAGGAGCUGGGUCAGAUUCGUGUGUGUCGGCAUCUGGCUGUUCUCCUUCCUCCUCUCCCUUCCUGUAAUUAUCUUCCAUGAGGCUUUCUUGCCAACUGAGAAGAUGAAAUGGGUUUGUUAUGAAAAUAUUGGAGGGAAUCAGACAUCUGACAUUAGGGUGAAACUGAGAAUCCUGCCACAAACGUUUGGCUUCAUUCUUCCCUUGAUCAUCAUGCUCUUCUGCUAUGGUGUGACGGUACACAGACUCUACCACACCAAGAACAGUCAAAAAAAGAAGGCCAUGAAAGUCAUCUUGGCUGUGGUGCUGGUCUUCCUGGUCUGUUGGCUGCCCUACAAUAUUUCUCUGCUUGCUGAUACCUUGAUGAGGAUGGCAGCUAUUGGUGAAAGCUGCGGCCGCCACCGCAGCAUUAAUGCAGCCCUUUCAGGUACUGAAAUCCUGGGAUUUGCUCACAGCUGCAUAAACCCCAUCAUAUAUGCCUUCAUAGGGCAGAAGUUCCGGAACAACUUCCUCAAGAUCCUGGUAACAAAAGGCCUCAUCAGCAAAGAAGCCUUGACUCGAUUUAGAAAGGGUUCCUCCUUCUCAUCCACCUCUGGCAUCACCUCUACAACUCUUUAAUAGGCUGGGGGGCGGGGAGAAAAAAGAAAGGGAGGAAAGGACUGCUCAAGACAGAGUAUGUCCCACCACUGUUAUAGUGAAGGUCUUUGUAGGCUUCAAGAAUCAGGUUCAAAGAUGAUACCUCUGAAAUGCUAAAAAAAAACCACCAACCACUGUUUUCCCCAAUAUUAGUGGAGAUUCAGUAGUGCUUAUAUAGAGUGCCUUAUAAACAAUGUCCAAUCAAUCUCCUGUUCUCUUACCACCAUUCUGUCUAAAGCAGAAUGCUGUGACAAAACUUUGAGUGGAUGUAGUCAUCAAUUUAAUAUGUGGUUAAAUAAAAAUGUGAUAUAUAGAGAGUAAGCAAACUACAUUCCCUUUCUACCUUUAAUUCAUUGUUUUAUAGA
Molecule: messenger RNA, 1484 nt
Organism: Zootoca vivipara (common lizard)
Lineage: Eukaryota; Metazoa; Chordata; Lepidosauria; Squamata; Lacertidae
Product: C-X-C chemokine receptor type 1-like
Biological process (GO): G protein-coupled receptor signaling pathway; neutrophil chemotaxis; calcium-mediated signaling
Cellular component (GO): membrane; external side of plasma membrane
Molecular function (GO): C-X-C chemokine receptor activity; C-C chemokine receptor activity; C-C chemokine binding
Source: RefSeq, a predicted model, not a curated record